UGCGGAAUUAUUUAUCCGUUGUUCAUGUUCUGUUUGAACAUGGAACUUGCCUAGUGGAUUGCUGAACACGCGUGCAGCGACAAGUGCAAAGUAAGAAAAUGCUAUACAAGUGUGCAAACAUCCAACACAUUCGUGUAGUUUCAAUUGCAAUGCAUCUUUGCAAAUGCAAAGGAUACAAUUUUGUUUGUCCUUUACAUCACCGCUUUGCCAAUUGCGCGCAGGAUUGACACAUGAACCUUACUCUUGCCUAAAGUGUGAUUGAACAAAUUUCUUUGUUUGUGGCCUGGCUUGCAGCAAAAUUUCGGUGAGAGGGAUUUGUCUAGAGAAAUACCUUCACACCAUGGCUAUGGGUGAAUUGCAUUCAAUUGCUUGCAUAGACAUUCUAAGUCCCAUCAAUCGUUCAAACAUCGAAAGUAGAUGCGUAUAUUUUUCAGGUGUAGCGGUUGAGACAUCCCUGAGCAGAAGUCUUUUUCACUUGAACAGUCAAAACUCAAAACUGUUGCACGUAGCCUCUGCGCCAAAAAUGGCAAAGCGACAGCGAAAACGUGGAAUGGCGGAGCCACAGGCAAAAGCAAAACCUAAAUCAGCGCCGGCUCCCUCAUUGCCUUCCGAAUGGGGAUCAAGAUACCCUCGUAUCGCGAUUCUCUUUGGGAUUGUGGCAGUCUCAGGAUCUUGGCUUUCAGCACAUUGGAGUCCAACCGUUGUUUGGAGAUGCUUUGAUCGCAUAAAUGAAUGGCGGCGUGAUGCUGGGCUGUGGCCGGCAGUCGAGAUGAUGGCUGCCGAAUGUUUUUUCUCGGACAGCAUUCCUCUGGUCUCGGCUACUCUGCAGCAUGGCAAAACUUUGCCAGAGCUAUAUAGACACUAUGAAAAAGAGACUGCUCAGCAUGGGCUCAUGCUUCAGACUGCCAAGCUGCCAGGUGUGCAUGCAUUUUAUGCUGAAGCUGGCAUGGGCAAGUCAACAGUGGCGGCAGCGGUGCUUCAAGAGUUGUACCGUCAAGGUGUGCCUGCUGCUUUUGUGGUUUUCGAGAUGCCAGGAGAGCUGAAACGACAGGUGGCAACUUCCCUCCAAACCACCUCUGACAAGCUGUCAGAUGACCUUACUGGGGCUUUGGUCAAGUUGCGAAAGCGUGGUUCCCGUGAAGUUGUAGUGGUGAUUGAUGCCAUCGAUGAACAUGAUUUGACUGACAUGGAUACAGAGACACUCAAACUGCUCGCAGGGGUGUCCUGGAUGUCUCGUGGGUUUGAGCUUCCUGUGUUCUUUUCUGUGAUUUGCUUGAUGCGUACGCUGGAAACAAAGCAACGCUUCGAAAAGAUGAAUGGCGGACACAAGAUCACAGGUGGUAUAGCAACAGAGCCUUGUCCUCCAGUGUCUCCCGGCACUCUUCAAAGCUACGCAAGUCAGCUGCAACUUGCAAAUGACGACUACAAGAAGUGGACAGACAAAGCGCCAUACUUGAUUGUCUUAAGGCAUUUUGCCGAGGGCAAGUACAACAUGUCGAAGGUAGUGGAACAUUUUGAGGCAGUGUGCUACACAGGUGGUGCUGGGACUGCACCACCAGCUGUUUGGGUGAGACAAAUCCGCAAGGAC
Molecule: messenger RNA, 1588 nt
Organism: Durusdinium trenchii
Lineage: Eukaryota; Dinophyceae; Suessiales; Symbiodiniaceae
Source: the annotation of a GenBank genome assembly